AUGAGCUUCCACACAUGUAAAGCCCUAGACUUGCCUAUUUGUGCACAUGCAAGUAAAUUGUCAAUUAUGUGCAUAAUGCUAAAAGAUAUAUUAGUACUUCUAGAAACAAAUUGGAAUUGUCCAUCAAUGGCGGCAUUUUGAGGAAUCCUUUGCAAAGCAGAGGCUGAAUGUCGUUCUGCGCUCAACUGAUAAGAGAUGAGCUGGGAGCUGCUGCUGACUGAUUAUUGUGAGACUCUCAAGGGACAACUCUCAUAGUAUCUGGCAUGCACGCGAAAAUUAUAUAAUCCUAGAUGUUUGUAAAAAAAAUACUCAAACGAUCACUCUAAGUAUGCCCCCACAUGGAAGAAGGGAAGGCCUGUAAUUGGUGGAGACUCUUGCUGGACAGCUAAAGGGUUUGUCAGCUGCAGUUCUUGUCUAAGUGCGAAGUGAAAUAUUACUUUUUUUCAUAUUUAGAUUUGUUUUAUACAUUAACUAUCAAAAACAUAAAAAAAAGGUAAUAUCCUGCCAAUUGUGUCUGCUCUGUCACUUUUUUGGGAAGAUUAAUAUAAUGAAAAUCCUAGCUGGCGUGGUCUUUGUGAAAUAGCAUUGAUGGUUAAAACACACACAGGGUUAUUCACUGGGAAUUCAAAUCGAGUCAAAAUAACUAAAAAUUCUUCAAGUCAUCUAUGUUUCUAACUGCGCUAUUUUGGUCUAAAAUUCAAAAUUCACUUUGAAUUGUCUAACAAUUCUGACUUAAAUUAACAAGAAUGACAAUAAGAGAAAGAUGGAGACUAGAUAAAUAAAUGGGAGAAAAUAUGCCAAAAUAUCUUUAUUUGAAAAUGUCUCCAGUUCAACUGGUUUUCUUUCUUGGCUAAUUUGGUAUAAAGAUAAUAGUUCUCCACGUUUACAGGUUUAGUAAAUAGUUACUUGCUCUGACCACAUGCUCACAGACUCAAUCUCCGUCAGAAGGAUAAACAAACAAACAAAAUGACCGAUGCACCUAUUUUAUAUAUAAUGUGUGUAUACUAUUACCAUCCUUUCUGAUCAAGGGACUGCAAAAAUAAAAUAAAGAAAAAAUAAGAUAUAAAACUAUGAAUAUAUGAAAUAACACCCCCUCUGGUAAUACACUCCCAUUUGACUGAGUCUAUAAAACCAGCACAAGUAUAUCAGGAGGAGUAGAGAUGAUCCAAUUCGAUAUUCAGGUAAAGAACCACCUAUGCUGAAUGUUCCUCCAGGUCCGCAGUUAAGUAACCACAAUAAUAUUUCUUCCUGUAAGUAAACUUCUGUAUCUUCAUUUCAAACCCAGAAACAAAUAACAGAAGUCAAUGCAUUUCAACAAGAGAUUGUCUUCCUCAGGUGCAUGAUUGCCUCUUUCUUACAGCCCCUUAAUUGCUGCUGUACAUAAAGACGUAUCUUGUAGUAUAUGUUAAACAAUAAACCUAUGGCAAAGGCCAAUAGGGUCACCUGCCUCUGGGGUGCAUCGCAUGGGGACACUUCAGGGAAAUCCCAAACCCUAUUCUCAAUGAUAUUGGACAGUUGUAUAAAUUAUGUAAAUUGCACAGCACACGCACCCUUGUUUUGCAGGAAGGGCAAAUGCCUCAAGUCAACAUCAUACUGGCAGCCACUAGAGGUGCUUCCAUAGAAAUAGUCGACACUGUAGUAAAACUGCUCAUAGAAAAACUGUAUUUUUACACCUUGCAAGGAAGAGGCGGGUACCUAACCUUUAACAUUGCACUGUAGCUUUAAGAAUACACAUUUGAAUUCCUAACGCUAUAUAGUGUUCAUUUAAACCCGGCCAAUCCUAAGGAGCAUUAAUACGCGCUUUCCUCUGUUUUAGCUUUUCUGAUUCUAACCUAAAUUCUGUGUGCUGGGGUACAUUGCAUCCUGACAAUAAGCAGUUUAAUCUCAUCACUAGAUGCUCUGAUUCAACUUCAGGACUUGGUUUCAUAUCAAUAGAAUGCUUUCCUGUACUCCACCAGACAGGGGUCCUUAACCGCUCGCACUGACUGUUCCUUACUCAGUCCUGUGAGGUAUUGCCAGGAGCAAGUGAUGUCAGAUCACUCCCAACCAGCAAUAGUGCCAAAUGUGUGUGAGGAGAGGAACCAGCCACCUGCGACCCCAUGCAAGUUUGAUCCCAAACUCCAAAAUGCUUACUAAAAGGAAGGGUGGCUAAACAAAAUGUUAGCGGUAGUCUAUGUGUGUAGACUUUAGGUCUGUGUAUAACAAUGUAUGUAUAUGUAGCUGAGUGUGUGUUUAGCAAUGUAUGUAUAUUGUUGUGGAAAUGAGAUAUUGACAUAUUUUCUAGUUAGUAAAAUGCCUAUUUACUAAUUUAACUGAAAUCAGUGUAUAAGCUAUUCAUGCAUAUUUAGACAAAAUGGCCACUAGAAGCUUCUAACCCCUCUCUCCCUAUAACACCGACUAACUACCUCGUGUAGCAAGAUGGCGCUGGAAUCCGGGGGAGACCCUCAUGGUUCCAGUGACAUCACCCUUAGUAGGCAGAGCAUUAAGAAGACCACUUAACACUUAACCAAUUAUUGAUGUAUUAUUUCAUGUUAUCUCUGACAAUGCUUAUGAUGUAAUUCUGCUUUAAAAGGGACCUGCCGUCCCCUCUGAAUAAACAUUCCUCAAGUUAUUCAACAACCUGAAACCUGUGUCUGGUGUGAAUUACUUCAGGGAGCGUGCACGCAUUGUUUCCUUAAUUUGGCCAGGGGCAGAUACACAAAGAAUAAUCAAUUUAUUGAUUGAUUUUCCAUUUCAUAUAUGUCGUAGUGUGUGUGUUGUAUGUGUGUGUAUCAGUUCCUGCAAAGUGUGCGUGUGUGUAGCACACUAUACUGUAUAGUAGCUGGGUGUAUGUAUGUUUAGCAGAGUGUUUGUGUGUGUGCAGCAAUUUGUAUUUGGCUGUAUGUGUGUGUCUUGCAGUGGGUACCUGUGUGUGUCUGUGAGAGUAUAUCUACAUGUCUGUCCUGUGAGAGUGUCUAGAAUGCAUGUGUGUGUCUGAUUUAUUAUUAUUAUUGCCAUUUAUAUAGCGUCAACAGAUUCCGUAGCGCUUUACAAUAUUAUGAGGGGGGGAUUUAGCUAUAAAUAGGAUAAUUACAAGAAAACAUACAGGAACGAUAGGUGGAAGAGGACCCUGCUCAAACAAGCUUACAGUCUAUAGGAGGUGGGGUAUUAAACACAUUAUGACGGGAAAUAGCAAUCAAAUAAGGUGGGAGUGAAGCAGAGCUGGAGGAGAAAGUAAAGCGCUGCCCUUUAGGAGAGAGCAAGGGACAGGUAUGUGAGGUAGAGGUUACUCUGGGAGGCCAUAAGCUUUCCUAAAGAGAUGGGCAUUUCUUAAACGAUUGAAGACUAGGGGAGAGUCUGAUGGCGGUAGACAGGCCAUAUCUAUAGGAAGAAGUCCUGCAAGCGUGAGUUGGCCUUACAGGUGCCAGCAACGGACAGGAGAAGGUCACGGGCAGAGCGGAGAGACCCAGAAGGGACAUACCUAUGGAUCUGUGAAGAGAUAUAAGAGGGGUUAAAAUUGUUCAAUGCUUUAUAGGUAUGGGUUUGUCAUACCCCCUCGGAGACACUUCCGGGUUUCGCAGAUCGACUCCGCCCGUAGUCUGACGUCAGAUGCAGCCCCUUUAACCCCUUAGGACCAAACUUCUUGAAAAAAAGGGAAUCAUGACAUGUCACACAUGUCGUGUUCUUAAGGGGUUAAAGGGCAGCCGCAGCAACUUUUUAAUUGCUCAGCUAAUUUGCUAGUUAGCGAGACAAAGUUGCCAAUUGAGCUCCCUCCUGUUAAUCUACAUGUACCAAACCCCUGCUUAUACCUACCUGAUUGCUGAAUUCUCCAAACCCUACCUGACUUUGCUGAAUUCUCCAAACCCUGAUUCGGAGCAGACUACUGACUACCCUACAACCUUUCACUCAAGCUAAAUUGUUAAAGUAUCUGCUUCUAUACAAAUUAAAAGCCUUUAACUCUUCUAUUAUUUCUGCUGGAUUAUCUCUAUAACAGACCUCUGCUUAUUACUACUCACUGCAUUAUCCUGCUUGAAGGAAAUUCAACUAUCUCUUGUUUAAUUCAGACAUCCAUUCCUAAUUCCUGGCUAUUUAAACAACUAAGUUCACUUUCAUUUCUUCUUAAAGAGACAUGGCUUAUUUUUUUCUGUAAUUGUUAUUCCACAAAAUCUGUUUCUAACUUGGGAACCAACAUGGUUAGUACUUUGAAUUGACCCUUUAGGAUACAGGAAGCCAAUGUAAGAACUGACAAAGGGGUGAUGUGUGAGAGGACCGACUAGAGAGGAAAAUCAGUCUGGCGGCAGCAUUCAUUACAGACUGUAUACGACUUUUGGGAGAGAGUUACAAUAACCCAUGCGGGAAAUUACUAGAGCAUGGGCAAGCUCCUUAGUAGCAUCUUGCGUAAGAAAGGGGAGGAUGCGGGCUAUGUUUUUAAGGUGGAAUCUCCAGGAUUUGGCAACAUACUGGAUGUGAGGCUCAAAGGUGAGGCCAGAGUCAAGGAUGGAAUGAUGGGGAUAUCACUAACUUGAAGGGAGAGCGAGAGAGGAGUAUCAGUAUUAGGAGGAAGAGCGACAAGGAGCUCAGUUUUAGAGAGAUUGAGUUUGAGAAAGCGGUAGGACAUCCAGUCAGAGAUGGAAGAAAGGCAAGCAGUGACACGUUGCAGGACGGCAGGGGAGCGGUCCGGGGAGGAGAGGUAUAUCUGGGUGUCAUCAGCGUUCAGGUGGUAGUGGAAUCCAAAUGAGGCAAUAAGUUUGCCAGGAGAGGCAGUAUAAAGAGAAAAUAGAAGGGGACCAAGGACAGAGCCUUGGGGGACUCCAACCGAGACAGGAAUGCAUGUAUGUGUCUGUGAGUGCGUAUUUCUCUCUGGGAAUGUGAUUUGGGGGUGUCUCUGUGAGCGUGUAUCUCUGUCUGGGAGAGUGACGCGGGGGGUGGGGUAUCCUGUGUGUUUGUAAGUGCUCCAAAAAUUCUAAUGGCAUCCCUACUUCCCCUUUAGAUUGUAAGCUUGCUUGAGCAGUGCUCCCUUCACCUACCUAUUGUCAGAAUUAAAUGUUUGUCUUGUUUACCUAUUGUACAACACCAUGGAAUAUGUUGGCGCUAUAUAAAUAAUUGUACUCACUUUGGUAUACUGAAUGUGAGUCUAGCCAUGUUUUACACAGGUCAUAGUGUCACUGAGAGAGUAAUAGGGCAGGUGGCUCACAGUUAUUAGAAUGCUGAUUAUUGAUUGGUGCAAUACCUCUCAGGUAUUGUGAUUCUGAUUUGUGAUUGGUUCAGUGUGUGGCAGUUAUUAGAAUGCUGAUAAUUAAUUGGUGCAAUACCUGGCCGAUAAUAUUAUUACGAUUCUGAUUUGUGAUUGGUUCAGUGUGUGACAGUUAUUAGAAUGCUGAUUAUUGAUUGGUGCAAUACCUGGCAGAUAUUAUUAUUACGAUUCUGAUUUGUGAUUGGUUCAGUGUGUGACAGUUAUUAGAAUGCUGAUUAUUGAUUGGUGCAAUACCUGACAGGUAUUGUGAUUCUGAUUUGUGAUUGGUUCAGAGUGUGACAGUUAUUAGAAUGCUGAUUAUUGAUUGGUGCAAUACCUGGCUGGUAUUAUUAUUAUUAUUAUUAUUAUUAUGAUUCUGAUCUGUGAUUGGUUCAGUGUGUGACAGUUAUUAGAAUGCUGAUUAUUGAUUGGUGCAAUACCUGGCUGGUAUUAUUAUUAUUAUUAUGAUUCUGAUCUGUGAUUGGUUCAGUGUGUGACAGUUAUUAGAAUGCUGAUUAUUGAUUGGUGCAAUACCUGGCUGGUAUUAUUAUUAUUAUUAUUAUGAUGAUGAUGAUGAUUCUGAUCUGUGAUUGGUUCAGUGUGUGACAGUUAUUAGAAUGCUGAUUAUUGAUUGGUGCAAUACCUGGCUGGUAUUAUUAUUAUUAUUAUUAUGAUUCUGAUCUGUGAUUGGUUCAGUGUGUGACAGUUAUUAGAAUGCUGAUUAUUGAUUGGUGCAAUACCUGGCUGGUAUUAUUAUUAUUAUUAUAUCAUUAUUAUUAUUCUGAUCUGUGAUUGGUUCAGUGUGUGACAGUUAUUAGAAUGCUGAUUAUUGAUUGGUGCAAUACCUGGCUGGUAUUAUUAUUAAUUAUUAUUAUUAUUAUUAUUAUUAUUAUUAUUAUGAUUCUGAUCUGUGAUUGGUUCAGUGUGUGACAGUUAUUAGAAUGCUGAUUAUUGAUUGGUGCAAUACCUGGCUGGUAUUAUUAUUAUUAUUAUUAUUAUGAUUCUGAUCUGUGAUUGGUUCAGGGUGUGACAGUUAUUAGAAUGCUGAUUCAGAAGUGGUAAAGGUAGUUGUGACUGUGAUUUAAUGCUGUCUCUCUCACCAGGAAGCAGCUUACUGUGAGUUUACUCUGAUAUUGCUGAGUCACUGCCACAGAAUACACACAGUUACUUAGCAUGUUGUAGCUGAGUCAGAGUGACUACCUGGCAGGCACUAGGACCCAGGGGGGGGGAGAGAGGGGAUUAGUGUUACAGGCUAAGCAUUGCCCUGCCUCCACACAGACUGACAGGCAGACUGACCAAUGGGUGAGCAGGGUCAUACACUGCCAGAGAGAGGAGGAGGGAUACAAUGUAACAGGCUGUCUGAGACAGACACAGUGUGUACCCUGAGAGACAGGCAGUGUGAGACAGACACAGUGUGUACCCUGAGAGACAGGCAGUGUGAGACAGACACAGUGUGUAACCUGAGAGACAGGCAGUGUGAGACAGACACAGUGUGUACUCUGGGAGACAGGCUGUCUGAGACAGACACAGUGUGUACCCUGAGAGACAGGUAGUGUGAGACAGACACAGUGUGUAGAGGGCAGAGACAGCCUGUGUGAUACUGACCUCCUGGACCCUAUUGACAGCACAGAUAUUACAAGGUGAGUAUAUGAAACACACACUAUUUUAUGUAAGAUCACAUAUAAACAAACACACACUAACACAUGCCUUGCUAUACAUGUUGUUAUGUGCUAAUACAUUAAGUUAUUGCUACAUUUAUGAUAAAAUCCCACUUUCCUGAGCAUUGAUACAUGUAGCAUGUAUGAUCAUAUUCACACAGGGCGGUUAUUGAUACAUGUAGCAUGUAUGAUCAUAUUCACACAGGUCAGGUGUAUAUACAUGUAUGUAUGAAAAUAUUCACACAGGGCAGUUAUUGAAACAUGUAGUAUGUAUGAUCAUAUUCAAACAGUUUGGUUAGUACAUGUAGCAUGCAUGACCAUAUUCACACAGGGCUGUUAUUGAUACAUGUAGCAUGUAUGAUCAUAUUCACAACAGUUUGGUUAGUACAUGUAGCAUGUAUGAUCAUAUUCACACAGGGUGGUUAUUGAUACAUGUAAUAUGUAUGAUCAUAUUCACACAGGGUGGUUAUUGAUACAUGUAGCAUGUAUGAUCAUAUUCACACAGGGUGGUUAUUGAUACAUGUAAUAUGUAUGAUCAUAUUCACACAGGGUGGUUAUUGAUACAUGUAGCAUGUAUGAUCAUAUUCACACAGGGUGGUUAUUGAUACAUGUAAUAUGUAUGAUCAUAUUCACACAGGGCAGUUAUUGAUACAUGUAUGUAUGAUCAUACCUACCAGGUGUCCCUAUUAAGGUUGGGCAGUCCCUCUGUUUGGUCCUAAUGUCUCUCAUUCUAAGAGCCCAGAAUACUUUGUGUGUGUGACAAUAUACCUAAACUCUACAACAGGGGUGCCUACACUUUUUAGUGUCAUGAUCUACUACUUUCUAAAUGACCAGCUCAACGAGAUCUACCUACUAAAAACAACACACUAAAAAAAGCAGAUCCUUAUUGUGACUACUGCAUGUAUCUUCAUAUUGAAUUAAUAAAAUAAAUAAAAACCCAUAUCACUACCUUCUACAAAACUCCUUUCACCCCCUUCUACAAACCCAUUGUCUCCCCUUCUACAAAUCCCAUGCCCCCCUCUACAAAAACUUCUGCCACCCCCUUCUGCAAAUCCCAUGCCCCCUCUACAAAACCCCCUGUCACCUCUUCUACAAAACCCCUGCCCAGCCCCUUACAGUAGUAUCCAUUAAAAAAAACAAUAUUAGCAAGCAGACACAACACUUACAAUUGAUGAAGGUCUGCGGCCCUCACCCCAUGAGUAAUUAAAGAGCUGGCCACAAUCUACCAGCAUCACCUUUGCAGUCGACUGGUAGAUUGCGAUCAACCUACUGGGCACCCCUGCUCUACAGCAAUAACAAAUACAGCCAUGUGUAUUCAAACUGUAACAGAUAUAUUUAAAAUUAAUCUUCGUAAAUAAAAUAAUUUGUCUUCGUGAGUAAUUUUUUUAAAAAUUACAUUAAGCAGCCAUCUGUAUGUUUAUGUGUAUAUGUAUGUGUCUAUGCUCCAUGUAUAAUGCAUGUUCUAACCUUGGUGUUAAUUCAUUAAACUGUUCAUUUCUAAGGAAAUUGCAAUUUAAAGACCAAAUAGCUAAACUGUUAAUUAGCUAGAGUUAGAGAUUUCUCAAGUUUUUUACUAUUUUGACAAUUGCCUUGCUAAAUCUCCACAACUCCUUGUUGAGUUAAUGAACCCUAUUAUUUUAUAACAUAUACAAUAUGGCACAGAAGGUAUUUCAUACAGUCCGAGACACUGAGAUCUGGUUACCUAUAAUUCAAUAUUAUCCUACAUAUGUGUUCAUUUUAGAUUGAAAGGACCCCCUUGCCACCUGCCUUGCAAAGACCUCUCAUUGAGCUGUAUUGGGAAGUCUUUGAUUGGACAGUCACAACAAAUCUGGGCUGGGGAAGAAGUGGAGGGCUUGCCAAUGAUUCAGACAAGACAAAACACUGUUUUUCUUUAGAAUACCUUCCCAUCCCAUCCCACCACCCAAACUUAAAACAACAAACAAACUAAAGCCAAACCUCUGAGGCCAUGUUCCUUCUGGCAUUCUCUUCCAAUGAAAUAUUAAAUCCGUAGCAGUGCCACUAUAAUACAAUGACUAUAUAUAACCUAGUCUGAUGCUAAAUGGCUAGAUAGAUCUGGUAUAAAAUCUAGAAGCUAUUGAUCAAUCAAAGUAUUUAAUUUGGAUCUUAAAGGACCACUAUAGUGCCAGGAAAACAUACUCAUACUCCUGCCGGGCUCUGAAAAGGGGAAAAACUUACCUUUUUCCAGCGCUGGGCAGGGAGCUCUCCGCCCCGUCGGCUGAAUGCGCACGCGCGACAAGAGCUGCGCGUGCAUUCAGCCGGUCGCAUAGGAAAGCAUUAUCAAUGAAAAUCAAUGAGACAGCCGCUAGAGGGAAUGGGGGAAGGCUUAACCCAUUAAUAAACAUAGCAGUUUCUCUGAAACUGCUAUGUUUAUUAAAAAAUGGGUUAACCCUAGCUGGACCUGGCACCCAGACCACUUCAUUAAGCUGAAGUGGUCUGGGUGCCUAGAGUGGUCCUUUAAGACUAACAUAGCUUUUCACUAAACGCCAAGUUAUAGCAAAUUGAAAUCCAAAUUAUUAUUUUAUUAUUUAUAUAGCGCCAACAGAUUCCGUAGCGCUGUACAAAUGACAACGAUGAUCUGGAAGAAAAAUAUUCAACAGAGCCAUAGUCACAACCGGACUAUUUUUUCUUACAUUUUGCAAAUCGCAUUUGAAUUCAUUGCAAUUCCGAGUUUGAUGGGUUCCUCUGACAGAUUUAGCGUUUCUGACUGAGGAUGGUGGGAGUGUCUUUAAAUCAAGGGCAGGUGCGAUGCUCCUUAGCUGGAUAGUUUUGUAGGGUGGGGUGACAGAUGGCCUUGAUGUCGAUAUAUUGCUGGUUAAAGGUGACAUAUAUAAUGUGUUGCUUUGCACGCAGUCUCUGUAUAUCUUUUGUUUGUUUGUCCAGGCAUUGUUUUACAGUAAAUUAACCCUCUACAGACCAAAGGCAUGUUACACGCCAGCACAACUGCCAAGUCUAUACAGCCCCUCACUCCAGUGAACAUGGCAUUCCAUCUGCAAAUUCCUUAAAGUUCAGUCAGUUAUGACUAUCAUUCUAUGUUUCUAUUGUAACAGAGCAGCAGGAAAUGCUAGCAGAAUGCUUGGUUGUAUAGGGAGAGGUAUUAGCAGUAGAAAGAGGGAAGUGCUCGUGCCAUUGUACAGAACACUGGUAAGACCUCACUUGGAGUAUUGUACACAGUACUGGAGACCGUAUCUUCAGAAGAAUAUUGAUACCUUAGAGAGAGGUCAGAGAAGGGCUACUAAACUGGUUCAUGGAUUGCGGGAUAAAACUUACCAAGAAAGGUUAAAGGAUCUUAACAUGUAUAGUUUGGAGAUGCUCUCUGUUACAUAGACAGUAGGUGGUUCUUAACGGAUUACUAAAGGAGGACCAGGCUGAGAAGAGUUAAGAUCUCACAGGACCCUCACGGCAGGUUACCAGUUAGGGGCACCCUUUAGUCUUCACAUAGUGAAGGUGAAUGAGGCCAAACCAAUUCGUAGUUCUAGGGUUUCUGUCUAAUCCCUGAGCCCUAAGCGGUCUCCUUGUGGUAAUUGUACAUUGGGUGCAGUCACUGGCCAGACCUGUCAUUAGACUAUAAUGGAUGUUAUUGCUUGUAUUACACAACACAUUACACAGUGUACUAAUUAUAAUAUACUGAUCUAAUGUAUAUAUCCAGUUAGGAAUGAAUGAAGUAUGGCAAUUGGGCAGCUCAUCUUUCAUGUUGCUGGCUGAGCAUAAUGACAGAGCAAGAUACAGCUAUUCAUCAACUCGGUGCGAUUUCAGACACGUGUGAACAGUUGCAUAUUAAGAAGUUAUACACAUACAGUUAUUCACUAAACUGAGGAUUCAAAGUGAAUUUUAAUGUCAAAGUAGCUGAACGGGAAAAAUUCUCAAAGUCCGCUAUGUUUCAAUUUCGGCUACUUUGGCCUUAAAUACACUUUGAAUUCUUACUUUGAUAAAUUCUGAUAUUGUUUCAUUCUACAGAAAGUUCCAAAGUUCUAAAGAGAUAAAAUCUCUUUCAGAAGGUCGCAAACCUUACUGCAAAAUGAUUUUGGAUGUGAUCUAGACCAAGGGGUGUCCAAAAGGUAGAUCCCCAGAUGUUUUAAAACUACAAGUUACAUGGUGCUUUGUCAUUCAAAAGGCAUUCUAAAAGCAUGCAAAGCCUAAUGGGAGUUGUAGUUCUACAACAUCUGGGGAUUUACGGUUUGGGCACCCCUGAUAGAGCCCUAUAGGCUAGCAGUACUUUCUCACACUAGUCCCUAGAAAGAAGUGAGACAUCAGAAACAGGGCAAGACUGGCGCAUAUUCUGUUUAGACGUGUAAUACUGUGUACUUAGAACACAUGUUUUUUGUGCUGUAAAUGUAAGUUUUCCAUGAUCCUUGUCCUAAAUGUCAUAUAAUAAUGGAGAUAUUGGUAAAAUUAAAGUAAUUACUAAUGUAUUAAAAUUAAAAGCACUUAAUACAUGGUUUAGUGGGUGAACUUUUUAUUAUUAUUUUUUUUACUAUACUAACUGCAGAUCCUGGACAAAUGCCAGGGUUACAGAAUCACUUUCUGUCCGACACAAAUGAAAUUACAAAAAGUUGUGAAAUUUUAGUGUCUAGUAUUGUUAUUUACAGCCUGGUACACAAGAGUAUGGAGAAUUGUGAGCCGAGAACCUGAUGUUUCCACACCCUCUGCUUGGUCCGUGUCUCACCACGUAAUAUCUAUAGGGAUCAGAGAGGGACAUAAGGGCGAGCUCCACCACGUAAUAUCUAUAGGGAUCAGAGAGGGUCGUAAGGGCGAGCUCCACCACGUAAUAUCUAUAGGGAUCAGAGAGGGUCAUAAAGGCGAGCUCCACCACGUAAUAUCUACAGGGAUCAGAGAGGGUCGUAAAGGUGAGCUCCACCACGUAAUAUCUACAGGGAUCAGAGAGGGUUGCAAAGGCGAGCUCCACCACGUAAUAUCUACAGGGAUCAGAGAGGGUCGUAAAGGUGAGCUCCACCACGUAAUAUCUACAGGGAUCAGAGAGGGUUGUAAAGGCGAGCUCCACCACGUAAUAUCUAUAGGGAUCAGAGAGGGUCGUAAGGGCAAGCUGCUUUAAAUUGCAUUUCAGUAUUUAUUGAUUUUGUGUUUCACUUUUCCUAAAGACAGGAGUUCGUAAAGAUGACAAGACUGGGGUCUUACUGCGAGCACAAUGGGAGCGUAUCUCAGGCGUGGCUGGAUAGCGGACUGUCCCCUUGCUUUUACUUCACGUUGGUGCCCUCUGUACUCCUCAGUUUUUCCCUCUUGCUGGGGACACUGCAGUCAGCCUGUUAUGCCAAACAAAGCAGGACAAUGGAACCCAAAUACAUACCACGCUCAAAACUCUACAGGCUUCAAAUUGUAUUGUCUUCGGUACUGGUUUUACAGGCCCUGGGGGGCCUGAUCUGGCAGGCAUCGGGCAGCGAGGUGAUCUAUGGGUACAUGAUAGUGUACGGCUGCCUAUCAGCAGUGGCCUGGGGAUUUAGCAUCUGGCUCCUUCACUUGGAGAGGACACGGGCCCUGGAUCGAGAGAGAAGCAGGGGCCACGGUGUGAUACUGCUACUGUUGUGGGCCCUAGCCUUUGCAGCUGAGAACCUUGCCUUUAUGUCCUGGUAUAGUCCCCACUGGUGGUGGAUGUAUAUGGAUAACCUGUCACAAAAGGUCAGUUUUAUUAUAUUGUUUCAUUUUUUUACACUCUGAUUUAAAAAAAAAACAUAGAUUUAAUAAAGCACUUAUCAGUCACAUGUCAGGUAAAUAUAAUAUUUUGGCGAGUUAGAGCGCACAGGGCUGAGUUCUUCUGCAGAAGAUACAAUUAAACUCUGCUAACUCUGGUAAUCAGCUCUCACAUUGAUGUAAAUGUUUCAAAUGGCAAUUUAAUUACCAGAUAUAGGUUUAUCUUUUAUAACAGACCAUAAUUGUUAUUAUUCAUAACAGAAAUUUAAUUUAUUUAUGAUUACCGGUUUUGUAAAGAUUUGACUGGUUUCAAUCUGUUAUCGGAUGUCUCCACAGGUGCAGUUCGGUCUAUGGGUUCUGCGUUAUGUCUGCCUACUCUUCCUAUUUGUACUGGGAAUCCUGGCGCCCGGCCGACCUCGCAAGCCGUACAUCCUUCUCGUGAAUGAAGAUGAAAGAGAUAUAGAGAAUUCACAGGUGGGAGAAGUAAGAAGAAUGUAUAGGUGGGAAUAAUUGGGGAGAAUGCACAGGUGGGAGUAAAGGAUGUGAAUGUGUAGGUGGGGUAAAGGAUGUGAAUUCACAGGUGGUAGUAAAGGAUGUGUAGGUGUGAUUAACGAAAAAGAUUGUAAAGGUGGGAGUAAAGGAUGUGACUGUGCAGGUAUGAGUAAUGGUAAAGAAUGCACUGGUAAGGCAUGUGAAUGCACAGGUGGGAGUAAAGGAUGUGAAUGUAAAGGUCAGAGUAAAGGAUGUGAAGGCACAGAUGGGAAUCCUGGCGCUUGUGCAUUCACAUCCUUUAUUCCCACCUGUGCAUUCACAUUUCUUUAUAUCUGAAGAAAUGUGAAUGCACAGGUGGGAGUAAAGGAUGUGAAUGCACAGGUGGGAGUAAAGGAUGUGAAUGCACAGGUGGGGUAUAGGACGUGAAUGUAAAGGUGGGAGUAUAGGACGUGAAUGUAAAGGUGGGAGUAUAGGACGUGAAUGUAAAGGUGGGGGGUAAAGGACGUGAAUGUAAAGGUGUGUGUGUGUGUAUGUGUAUGUGUAUAUAUAUAUAUAUAUAUAUAUAUAUAUAUAUAUAUAUAUAUAAUUUUAGCAGUCACAGUCUCCAUACCAGGCUGGAUUAUCAGGGUUUAUUAUUGCGAUCAGAUACUGCCAUCAUUGCUUCACUUUGCAAUUUGCAGCAUUCGUUGCAAUGUUUUCACAGUGCGCCCCGAUCACAUCCUGCUGAUCUCCUAAUGCUGUAUAUUCAGUAAUUGAUCCCAUCCAUUCCAGAGGAGGGACCUGUACAUUUCAUUUAUUGCCUACUGUUGCACAUUCUGUGACAGUGCGUUUCGGGAAUGAAGCCAGUCAGCAGCGUGAUGGUGGUACCUACUGCAGAAAGUGGAGUGAGUUUAGCUCUCUAACAUUUACUAGGAAACCCCAACAGGGCAGAAAUGUUUUAGCUACAGCAGUAAAGGCUGUCUGAGCUUCAUCUGGAGCGCAGUCUGGAGCAGCAUGGGCACCGGGGGGGGGGAGGGGGUAACUAUUUGUAACCUGUUGAAUGCUGACCGGGUAUUCAUAUAGUUUACUCAGUAGGUUAUUUUUUUUAUCUUUUGAUGCCCUGAUUUAUUGUCGUAUUCCUAAUGUAAAAUUUUUUUAAUCCCCUUACAUCCCUCAGCCCCUUCUCGGACCCCCGAAUGAAUCCACAUGGCAGGGUUUCACAAAGAAGGUUCGUCUCCUCCUCCCUUACAUGUGGCCGAAGGGGAGCGUCUUCCUGCAGCUACUGGUUCUUCUCUGCAUGGGAUUGAUGGGAUUAGAACGAGCUAUUAAUGUAUUUGUUCCAAUUUAUGCCAAGACUAUAGGUAAAAAUAUAAAUAAUAAACUGUAUUAAAUAAUGUCCCAGCCUGUCCUUCUCCAUAUAAUAAUCCUAUUCUAUGUUACAGAGCUCCCUCGCUAUCUUGCAUCACAGAUCCCUUCUUUUUCUUACAUUGUAUCACCUCCCUUAUAGAAAACAUACAUAGUGUUUUCUAAUUCACUGGUAAUGAGUUUGAAUUUUAUGAAGGAAGUCUAUUUACAAGGCUGUGAUAUGACACAUUAUUUUCUUUAUUCACAGUGGAUUAUCUGACAGAGGGCACAGCUUGGCACAUCUUGGCCCUCACCGUCUGUAUGUACGUUUUCCUCAAGUUUUUGCAAGGUGGAGGAGCAGGUAAGAUGGGAAAUGGGAAACCUUCUAAUAACCAGAUUCUACCAGCUCCCAGUCUCUAAUUUUCAUUAUUUAGUUGCUCUGCAUUUACAUGCUAUCAGCUUGCUAUCGACUAGUGCUCAAGACAUAUUUUAUGACUUCCAUUCACACAGACAUGCAUAUAAUUAUUGACUUACCUGCAGUUCUAUUGUAAGUCAUACAGGAUUAACGUUCAUAUAAAAACAGAUGAGUGGUUUAACAUCCUUUUUGCAGUGAGUGUAAGGUACACAGAUUGAUUCCACACCAACGACCCCUUUUUAUUUUUUUAUAUAUGUGCGACAACAGGUUGCAUUCAGUUGCUAUAAAUAAGUGAUCCCAUACAUUGCAUUCAGCGGGAGUGUGCACAUUAAGGGUUAACAUUGCAUAUCUAUAACAUACUCCACGUACAAUGUAUGUUUCUGUCACUACAGUGUGCCAACCUGUACUGUAUCUAUUACCCUGCAUUAUGUGCUUGUUUCCACAAUGUUAAUGUCAAACAAAGUGGAGGGGAUUAAGCAAAGACUCCAUAGAACGUUGGAGUGUUAUGUGCACACUGUUUUGAUAUGUUGGUGUAUAAUAAUGAGUUCAUGCACACAUACACUCACGUUUGCUGCAUGGAAUGAUACACCAGAUAUAAAGAAUUUCAUGUUAUUAUUUAACACUUAGCUUUGCAACACAUAAUUUAUCCCAACGAGAGACGUAUAUUUCUAACGGUUUUCCAUCAUUUGAAGGUAAAUGAGACAUCACGGGAAAUGUAGUUUACAAACUGCUGCAGCAUCUGUUGUUACCAUAGUCUUCAUCCUCCUUGCUUUUAGUUUUUAUUUCGUCUUUGCCAUUAUAGGGACAUUCCGUUUUUUUUUUUUUUAUGUUUUCAUGCUAAGCUGUGGUUCCCAGACUCCUCCCCCCCCUUUCACACAGUGAGCAUUGCUUCCUCUCUGAGAUGUACAAGUAUAUGUACAGUGUCAUUAUACAUUGUUUGCUACCACCCAGCCCAUCAAUCUCAUCCCCUCUUAGGAGCUGUGCGGUCAGCAUGGAUGCAGCGCUGCUCCCUGUAUGGUAGUAGUUACAUUGUUAUUAUAAACUUGUAAUGGUUGAGUAUUACUUGUUUAUUAGGAGAUUUAUUUAUUUUUAGUCCUACAUCCAUUAUAUCCAAGUCGUGUUUUUAGGAAUUAGGGCUGGUGAGCACAGGUAUCCCCCUAUUAGUAGAUUGUUACAAACAUUGCAUACAUUAAAAGUUGCCCAAUAUUGUCCAUCUCUUCUGGUAGUGUUGUUCUGUAUAGAGAGUACACAGCUGAGUAAACUAAUGUAUGUUUUAACCCUUUGUUGCCUUCUGCUGACAAUCCCCUUUUGUUGUUCUUCAAGGUGCGACUGGAUUUAUUAGUAACACGCGCAGUUUCCUGUGGAUCAAGGUUCAGCAGUUUACCAACCGUGAGGUGCAAGUCCGCCUCUUCUCCCAUCUCCACGCUCUGUCAUUGCGCUGGCAUCUGGGACGCAAGACCGGUGAAGUCUUACGCAGUGUGGACAGAGGCACUAGCAGUAUUAACAGUCUGCUCAGGUAAAAUUAAUCUGUGACUUCUGGUGGGAACCUUGCAGAGAUUUUAUUUAAGCUGUUAUAAACUCAUAAUACAAGUUAAAAGGGACCUCUUACUACCCAGUAUUUCUUAUAUUAUGUUUAAUUAUCCCUAUAUUUAAAAAUAUGUAUUUGUGAGGUGUGAAAAAUACAAUGUAGACAUCCACACCUCCCUCUUAUACCCAGGCUCCCUGUCACUGCACUGUGCAGGGAGUGAAGCAGGGAGGACCACAGAGAUUAACUGUCGCUUUUCAACAAUGUCCAACUAAAGCUGCAAUAUUGUAUGUUGCAAGUUUUAUUUUAAAAAAAAUGAUCAGUAUCACAUAUGUAGCAUUAGGAUAAGUUUACACACCUGGAGUAUGAACAUAAUAAUGGCUUUAAUACAAAAAACAUUCUUAUUUUUAUAAGACUUAACUAUCACUUAAACCAACCUUGAUCACACUGCCGCUUAUGACUCUCACCACCCUCAGCCAGUUUACUUACUAUUGUUCUUUCUUACUGUUUUGCAGUUAUAUUGUAUUCAGCAUACUUCCAACUAUUGCGGAUAUUGUAAUCGGAAUCGUUUAUUUCACAUCUUCGUUCAACGCCUGGUUCGGGCUGAUCAUUUUCAUCUGCAUGACCCUGUAUCUAAGUGAGUACUUGGGCCUCUCUCUUUCUGUGAAAUCUCAGAGGAUUACAAUGGGGAUUAUUCAGUAAAUACUGAAUUGCAAUGAAUUUAAGGAUACAGCUGAAGAAUUUUCCAAAUCCGAUAUUUUGGUGUAAUGUUUGCUAUUCCAUUAUGAACCCAUUACAAUUCAGUUUUUGUUAAUAAACCCCAUAAUUUGCUGCACAUGGCUAUAGUUCCAUAAAGAACACUCAGCAUUUUUCUGCAGUGCUAAGUGGUUGUGAUGUAACUGUACUCCAGAGCUGCCUCUGAAAAUUGUCCAUGUUUCGGGUACAAUGUCUGCCCUUCACAUGCACAGCCUGUAUUUAGCUCCUUCUACGACCAGGAGAAGGCGUCGAGCUGGUUCACAAGGCACUGCCAAAAACUUAUGAUAGCCAGUGUAAUACACACUAAAACAGUUAAAUGGGCUACUAGCGGUCCCUUACAGGGCAGGUCCACACAUCCUAAAUGUACAAGGAUUUAUGGGAGAGAGGGGAUAGUGCUCUGAGGGAAACGUUAAAUGUGAGAACGUUUUUCACAUGUACGUUUUAUUUUUACUUUUUAGAGCAUUAUUUUUAUAUUGUGUUAAAAAUUGGGGGGGGAGGGGUAUUUUAUUUCAUAAUUUCCCUUUAAUGAACUCUAGACCUAAUCUAACCCUAUUUUUCUUAAAGUCAUUUAAAGCAGUUACACUGCUGCCAGCAAGCUGUUCUAUGCCAUGUUUCAAACUAAUACGCUGCACAUACAGACUCCAAGCACCAUCACCACUUUAAAACACUGAGUAACUCUUGGAAACGAUGGAAAAGAGUGUGUAAAUUUGGAAAAAAUUACAUCAAGGAGGGUUGGAGACUUUACCUUCUGUCUUGUAGUUUAUUAUCUCUCUCCAGAAAUGGCAUUAUUUUAUCUUAGCCAUGGUUCAUUGUUAUUUAUAUGAAGAUACAAUUCCUUAAACCAAAUGGAUAUAAAAUAAAGCCAUAUGUGAUUUGUAAUAUGAAAUAAAAUGUUGUACUCCCUUUUUCUGUUACAAUUCCUGCCCUAUCCUAUUAUAAACUAAUUUCAGAUUUCUGUUUCCUUGGCAGCCCUGACCAUUAUUAUCACUGAAUGGAGAACCAAGUAUCGGAGGGAAAUGAACACCAGCGACAACGAAGCCAAGUCCAGAGCUGUGGACUCUUUACUCAACUUCGAAACGGUGACUCACUGGGCCUAAUUUGGCUGGGACCUGGGAUCUUGCUGGGAUCUGGCUGAGAGCUUGCUGGGAUCUACCUGGGACCUGGCUUAGAGCUUGCUGGAGAUCUGACUGGGAUCUAAAUGGGAUCUGGCUGAGACCUAGGAUCUUGUUGGGGCCUGGCUGAGAGCUUGCUGGGAUCUGGCUAGGCGUUUGCUGGGAUGUGGCUUUAAUCUGGCUGGGACCUUGCUGGUACCUGGGAACUUGUUGGGAGCCAGGCUGAGCGCUUACUGUGACCUGGUUGGGAGCCAGGCUGAGCGCUUACUGUGACCUGGUUGGGAGCCUGGCUGAGAGCUUGCUAGGAUCUGGCUGAGACCUGGAUGGGAUCUUGUUGGGAGCUGGCUGGGAUGUUGCUGAGUUCGUUCUGGGAUCUUUUUAGGAUCUGGAGGGACCUGGCUGAAAUAUUUCUGGGAUCUUGUUGGAAUCUGGCUGGGACCUGGCUGGCAUCUGGCUUGGAUUUUGCUGAGAUCUGACUGAGAUCUUUCUGGGACCUGGCUGAGAUCUUUCUGGGACCUGGCUGAGAUCUUUCUGGGACCUGGCUGAGAUCUUUCUGGGACCUGGCUGAGAUCUUUCUGGGACCUGGCUGGGAUCUUGUUGGGACCUGGCCGGGAUCUUGUUGGGACCUGGCCGGGAUCUUGUUGGGACCUGGCCGGGAUCUUGUUGGGACCUGGCCGGGAUCUUGUUGGGACCUGGCCGGGAUCUUGCUGAGAUCUUGUUGGGACCUGGCUGGAAUCUUGUUGGGACCUGGCUGGAAUCUUGUUGGGAUCUGGUGCAGUGCUGGUGCAGUGCAAUUAAAGCACUGUGACCACAAUCAAUGUAGUUAGUGCUUACUGGUGGUGGCUUGCUGUGACACUCACUUCUGUCUGUAUUGUUUCAGGUAAAAUAUUACAACGCAGAGGAUUACGAGGUGAACAGGUUUAAUGAGGCGAUUGUAAAAUACCAGGUAGGAAAUGCUAGAACCACAAACUAUGAUUUCCUGUCUCUUAUGAUGUCUGUUGUUGUGUGAUUUACUUCCUAUGGUACCUUUUUAGCUGCUGAUAACACCAGUAUUCUGAUCCCUGAUUUUUUUUUUUGAAUUUUUUUUUUUUUCCUGCAGGUGUCAGAAUGGAAAGUUAACGCUACGCUUGCUAUGCUGAACCAGACACAGAACCUUAUCAUCGGACUUGGGUUACUGGCCGGGUCUUUACUCUCUGCAUAUUUUGUUACGGAGAACAAAUUUAAAGUGAGUUGCGAUCGGUAUCCGCUUUCUGCUAUAUUUCUGUGUUGAGAUAUUUGACCCCUUGAGUUUGUUUUAUGUAACAUUGGAAGCAGUCCAAAACUCAAGGUCAUAGAUUUGAUUAUUGGUGAUGUCAUCUUUCCAAAGUUGAUAAGUUGAGUUCCAUUAAGUCGGGUUAUAGUAAAAUCUGAUACCAAUUUAGUUCAUGAUCUUGAGUUAGACUGCUUUCAGUUCACCCUGGGUAGAAAACCCCUGUCUAAAAUUAGGUGGUGAUAAUGAUUUUGAUUUUAAAAUGCCCUCACUCUAAUCCCCCCAGGUGGGCGAUUAUGUGCUGUUUGGAACAUACAUAAUCCAGCUGUAUACACCCCUCAACUGGUUUGGCACCUAUUACAGGUAAGGCGACAGGACACAUUGUUUUAAAUAUAUAGCUAAUUGUAAUAACUUCUCUCCAUACGAGGGCCGCCGGGGGUUAAAGGUAGAAUAUAUGUCUUGAGUCUGCUUGAUUUGUUUACAGGCCGGUAAAUCUUAAGCUAAUAUCCUGCCUUGGCAUUGUAUGUAAAUCAUAUCUCCUGGAUAUAAAAGUAGUCUUCUAACCCCACUCCAUCACCUUCACCCACUCCUCCACCACCCAUUCUACUCCAUCAUCCUGUCAUCGUCUCACACUCACUUUCAAUACUCAUGGUGUCUGCCACUGCUGACUCUUCGUUACUCUUUAAUAAGCAUUAAUACACUAUUCUGUCUGUCGCUUUAACUCUUCAAUAUACAAUCUGUCUGCUUCUCACCUUCUCUACUUCAAAACUCCUCACUUAUCUCUUGCAUGGCCUUCUGAAUACUCUCUCACUCCAUUCCUGUCUCUCUUCACUUGUAUCCUGAUAAUACCCCAUGUCCUACCACUCCACUCUCUCGCUUUCUCUCUCUCUCUUUCACACCAUUUAGACUACCCCUAAGCAGGUCUCAAUUACAUUCAUUUCCACUCCAGGUCACCCAUUAAUACAACCACCUCCUAUUCAUCCGAUCAGCCACCUCUCUCUUACCGUUUCACAAACGCCUGAUGGCACACCUCACUGUAUAAGCUUGAAUUUUCAUAGCUCUCACUAGUCACUUUCAGCCUAUUACAUCUGUCCAUACCCCCAUUCCAUUAUUCCCUGCUUCUCGUCUGUGUAUCCAUCACCCUGACCACAGCCAAAUAUUCAUCCUCUGUAUCUUACAGAUUUUUUUAUUCCACUUGUCCUUUAAUGAAUGUAUACAGCGAGGGGAAAAAGUAUUUGAUCUGCUGCUGAUUUUUAACGUGUGUCUAUUGACAAAGAAAUGAUUAGUCUCUAAUUUUAAUGGUAGGUGUAUUUUAACAGUGAAAGACAGAAUAACAAAAAACAAAAUCCAGAAAAACAAAAAAGUUAUAAAUUGAUGUGCAUGUCAAUGAGUGAAAUAAGUAUUUGAUCCCCUAUCAGCAAGAUUUCUGUCUCCCAGGUGUCUUUUGUACAGGUAACGAGGUCGUUACCUGUAUAAAAGACAAAUGUCUUUUACUACAAGAAACGUCUAAACUCUGAUUGCCAACAAGGGUUUUGCCACCAAAUAUUAAGUCGAAGGGGUCAAAUACUUAUUUCCCUCAUGGACAUGCAAAUCAAUUUAUAGCUUUUUUGACAUGCGUUGUUCUGGAUUUUGUUUUGUUGUUCUGUCUCUCACUGUUAAAAUACACAUGCCAUUAAAAUUAUAGACUGAUCAUUUCUUUGUCAGUGGGCAGACGUUCAAACUCAGCAGGGGAUCAAAUACUUUUUCCCUUACUGUGUGUACCUUACUGAUUAGUAACAUACUCUGUCCUGUAAUAUAACUUUAAAUGACUGCAAUCUGUAUAUAAGCAUUCUUAAAUAAUAUAAUUAUAAAAAAGAAAUCUCUGCAUGACUAAAAGCCGUAGUAGCAGAAUGACCAAGUCCAGGACAAACCCAACUCUUUUUAAAAAUCUUUGCACAAGCGUCAAACAUCUUUUCUCCUUCAUUGGUUGCUGUUUAUGCAGAUGUCUGAUGGUAUUGGUGAACCUAUCUCAAAGAAUCUUCUUUGAUACUGUAACGGAACCGCUGGCACCCCGACUGGGUACCUUCCAUUGACGGAUGCUCCUAGUGCUUUCUGAGGAUUCCAAGCACUCCGCCAGACACAAUAACCACUGUAGACUCCCACGAACCGCUGCAGCUUCGUUGGGGUCUCGCCGUCUCCACCCACUCUGGACCCAAGACCAGGGUCCAGCUUCCAGUAGGUUAACCUCUCCGAAUUCCAGAGAGCAGGAACAGGAACAAGCUAUUAGCAGAGCUUAGUGAUCAUACCCUGGGAAGUAUAGUGAUUAUAGUAAUCCCCAGAGUGUAGUUCUCCAAUCCACAAACAUGAGCCGAAACUUCAUGAAGGUACAAGAUGAUCUGACUCCAAUGAGCGUUUAUUACUCCUUAUAUACAAGUUUUCAGGCCAGAGGCACACCCCCUGGACCUGGUGGUAAACUGUGACAAAAGGGACACAAACCAAUGGGAACACUAAUUAACAUAAUAACACUCCCACAUACACAAUGAAAUCCCUCUUCUCCAUCCUGGAGAUAAUUGGCUUAAGGCACUGCAGUAAUCUCAAUUAUCUCCAGGUACAGAAAAUAUCUACAUUUUACAAUAACAGCAAAAAUAUGUAAAAGUACAUAAAAAUACAUAAUUCUUAUUAUAUUACACAGAACCCCCACAUUUAACCUAUACCCAGAUAGCUCGGAUCUGAGCGCCCAAUCUAGGUGAACAGCGCUCAGAUCCCAUGAACAGAGUAAAUUUGCCAUGGGGUAAAGCAUAGCAAGGGCUGUUGAGAAACCAAGGAGGGACAAAGCAGUCAGUUCCAACUGGUUUGGCAGUGUGCCUGGGACAACGCCCUGCUGGAGAACAAUAGACAGGAAACUAGGGAGGGGAAGAAACACACCUUCCCACAGAUUCAAAUGGGCAGAAACCGUCUUUAGAAGCCAAUAAGCCUCAAAUAGUCUUUUUAAAUGGCAAUACACCCCAGGGCCAUAGUAAUGAGGAAGGAGGCUGGCAAUCAGGCUCCUCCAACAGCCGGGGGCAUAGGGCAGCUUGUCACCUAACAAUCCAGUGACAAAAGGCAUUUUGUCACAGAUACCAAUGUUCAUCCACGUGAGUAUGGGACAGCUGAAGGUGAGAGAUCCCCAUUGUAGCACAGAUCUUCUCAGCUUCCUUUGUGACAAAAUGAUACUUAAGACUUGAAGAAGACCAGAAGGUGAUAUUGGUUCCCGUAUAACAAUCAGUAAUUUAUCUCCUCUGCAGGAUGAUACAGAAUUCCUUCAUUGACAUGGAGAAUAUGUUUGAGCUUUUUGGAGAAGAACUAGAGGUGUGUAUAACGGUACAGUCAGUGUGUCUAGGGGUUGGCCCAGCUGGCCUAAGAUAUUAUUUCAACCAGAUAAAAUAUUACUCAGUUGCAAUCAUAUCUUUAGCAGCAUAGAUCUGUCAUUCUAUCCCUUCAUUGACACUGUUAAACUUGUAGAACUAUUUCCAUGAAAUUUAAAAAGCUUUAUUCUGUUGCUGGGCCAAGAAAGCCUUUCAACCAAUUGGCACAUUUGCAUGAGUCACAUGACUACGAAUUAUCUUUAAUCUCCCCUUACUAUUUUGAUUGGUACAACAUCUGGCAUAGGUAAAUUAAUUAUUAUUUCUCAGAAUUAGUUAUUAAUGAUAUAACUUAUUAGAACAGAAUAUUUUAAAAUAAAAUGAAUGCUUAAAAGGUGUUUAAAUGAUGGCAUAACCCCCAGUCUCUUUUUAUCCUGUGCACAUCCGUGUUAAUUUGAUUUACAGUAGCAUGUUUACUUGAAGCAGCUGUUUUUUAAUUUAGGGCUAGUUUCAGAAAAGCCUCACCUACCACAAUGUUCUGAAAUGACUAUUCACUUUGACAAAUAUAGUGUCUGUCUUCCUUCGUUCUUUCAGGUUCAGGAUAUGGUAAAUGCUCCAGAGCUGAGGUUCCACGCUGGAAAAAUAGAAUUUGAAAACGUCCAUUUCAGCUAUGUGGAUGGGUGAGAAACACGGGAGAUAGGUGGCGUGACUCGUGAAUGUAGCAUGUUUUCAUUGGUGUUUGAUUACAUGGAUCAGAUCUUUGUGAUCGUUUUAAUGCUGGAUUAAAUUCCCCAAGUUCUCUGUGUCUACACAGUAAUGGAACAGACUUAUAGAAGGCCCUUACUGUACCCGAAAGCCAUUUUCUCCAAGUCUCUUAACUCGGUCAGUUGUUGUUUGUUUAUUUAGGGGUUUUUUGGUACCUUGCUGAAUGGUAUCUUUAAAGGUGAUUCUUGUCCAAAAGCAUUAUUUUGAAGGCUCUCAUCCUGUGCUAUCGUGGAGGUAUGACCUGCUUUGGAGUUAGUCCAAUCCAAUGCUCUUCUUAGAGAAACAUUAGGGAGCUGAUGUGCAUGAGUUUCGAGCACCACAAGCACUUCAAAUUCCCAUAGAGAAAAGAAUGAAUCAAUGCUUUCAUAUGGGAGCUGCAGUUACAUGAGUUUUUAUCGGUCAGUGUUGGGAAAUCAAUAUGGCAGUCACUAGAGGUGUGCUUAACCCUUCAAUGUAAACAUUUCUCUACAAAACUGCAAUGUUUUACAUUUCAUUGUUAAACCUACAGGACCACUACAUCCAAGCCACAUCAUUGAAAUGAAGUGGUCUGGGUGACGAUAGUGGUUCUUUAAUUUUAAUUAAAUGCAUCCUGAAUAUUGUAAAAUUAUUGUUAUGUAUCUUUGGGAAUUGUUCAUAAAGGAAUAAAGUAAAAAGUCACUUUUUUUUAAAAUAAAAAUACAGCCUUUUCUAUAUUGUUCUAAAAAUGUGUUUAGGUCCCUAGAAAUAUUUUAUUUUGGCACUUCAAAGAUAAUUCCCCCGACCUAAUCUCAGCAAAAUUAAAUAUUUUGAAAGAGAUUGUCUGUAGAGUCACAUGGUCAGAAGGUCAGUUGAUAAGCGUGGCCUUAGGGUUCUUUCCAAGUAUAACGUUUAGUUAGAGUUUGGUUUGGUUAAAGUUGAAAUCUGUUCAAUGUAUAAACAAAUCCAAGUAGGUUUUGUAGAAUGAACCUCAUGUACUCCGUGCUGCACAACCUUUGCACACAGCUACUUGUUUUCCAUGGGUUUUGUCUUGUCUAAAACAAUCCAAUUAUGGACCGUAGCUUUACAAGGCACACGGUCAUUGUGUUUUUAUUUGAUUUUAAAUUAAAAGAUUCCGUGUAAUGUAAUUAACUGGUGUACUAUGUUGCAAUGCAAACAUUUUAAAGAUAUUACUUUUUAAAGUGCCUCUCCUGGUUAAGUGCUUCUUGUUCCCCCCUCAUUAUACUAUUUCCCCCUCCUAUAAUGAAUGUGUUACUAAUUGCAUCUUAUUUUUCUCUGUGUACAAGCAAGGAAAUCCUCCGUGAUGUCUCGUUCACCGUGAUGCCAGGGCAAACUGUUGCACUGGUGAGCGAUUUUUCAGCUUUUUCAGUCAGAUAUCUUGGAUACAUAUUGGGUAAUGGUGCUCUACAGCUGGACUACAACUCCAUGAUACUCAGCCAGAUAUAUGGCUGCUAUAGCCCAACUCUGCUUUAAUCAGAUAGAUGAUACUGUACUUUAUUUCACCAGCAUUCCUGCAAUAAACACUGGGUUCUUCAUUUCUAUAAACUGGGAAUAUGCUGGUAAACUAUAUUGUUUGUUAUAAGUGAAUUUUGAAUUUUAGAUCAAAAUAGCUGGGAAAGGCUAACUUUUUUUCCCCAAAUAAUGUUAUUUUACUUUUACUUUAAAUUUGAAAAGCACUUUGAAUUCCUCAAAAAUACUCCUUUUUAGUGAAUAUAUUAAUUGUUGGGGAAAUACCAAAAUGAAAUAUUUUGAAAUCCAUACUGUUUUGUUACCUGUUUUCAUACGGGGCUGUCAAAUGCCUACAUAUUGGAGGUGGAGAAGUCAGUCCCUCCUAUUUCAUACACUGGAUACUGAGGAUUUGUAGAAUUUUGUGUGGAAUUAUCAAUGUAUAGCUUCACUAUACAGUACAAUGUAAACUUACCAUUAAUGAGAAAAUCUCUCCUCCUGUUCACUAGGUCGGUCCCUCUGGCAGUGGAAAGAGUACCGUCAUACGGCUCCUAUUCCGCUUCUACGAUGUCAAAGGAGGAAGCAUUCGUGUGGAUGGCCAAGACAUUUGUACUGUAAGUGUAACCUGCUCCAAACAUCGCAAGAUAUAGAGAGACAAACAAACCGAAGUAUCCUUGCUAGUCUAGUAAUUGAAGAAUGUUGCACUAUGCAGUGAUACUUUUUGUACUGGACUUACAAUACAUAUUAAAAGAUGACAUAUAUUCAAUAUGUAUGAUCAAUAUAAUGAAAUAUGACAUUAGUAACUUGACACAAUUGAUAUGCUGAUCAGUGAGAGGGGGCGUGGGAUGCUCUACAUAUCAGAAAUAGAUUCUGAUAGUGAUCAAUGAAAGGGGGCAAGAAAUAACUAAAUUAAGUCAGACAACAGAGAGACUAAGAAUCAGAGGAUCACAUACAUUUAAACAUCUGUAUAAGAAGUGCAUUAAAUGGUGGACAUUCUUAUAGACUCAAAGAUGUCAACAUUAUUGUAAAGCACCACGGAAUAAGUUGGCGCUAUAAGAACACCACAAAUAAUAUUUAUCAUAUCUGUACAUACAAAUCGUUUAUAGAUGGUGAAAAUAAUAAUAAUAAUAACAAAGUAUUUAACCAAGAAAGGACAUUCAGAUUACUCUGGUUUUAAAGGACGUCCUGGGCAUGUUAUUUUUGCCCAACAUCCAGGGGAUGUUACUAUUACCUAAUUUAACGCUACUCAUUUUAUCUACCUCGUAAGUGUAAGCUAUAUGAACCUUUCAUUAAAUUACCAUUUUUUAACUUACAUAGCCAAACAUGUGAGAAUGGGAUCUCAAAUCAAUGGAUAAUUCAAUGUAUAAAAUGUAUGCAUCAUACGCAACAAUAAUACGCAAUCCACUACAACGGGGUGGGGAGGGUUUGUCUCUGCUGUUUAAUUUUUGUGCCAAUGGGUAUAGUGGGGUCUGUUACAUCUUUCUUCUAUUGGUAGCAAAUUGUGUUUGAAGAAAGAAACUUUCUUACUUUGUUGGAAUUUGGUAUUUAUUCCUAACUUUUUGGUAUAAAAUUGGAAACAUUCUUCCUGCUUGGGUUCUUUGGCCUUCGAUUUAGCCGAUUUAGCCUUCGAUUUAUUUCAAUUCUAUACAAUUCCCAAUUCAGCAAUUAACUCCGGUUAAGUGAAUGAUUUCCACCUUCUGCCUUUAGGUUUUGCAGGCAUCCCUGCGCGCUCACAUUGGGGUGGUGCCGCAAGACACUGUGCUGUUCAAUGACACAAUCCGUAACAACAUUCGCUAUGGGCGUGUCAGUGCAUCAGACCGGGAGGUGGAAGAGGCAGCAAUCGCAGCAGACAUCCAUGAUCGGAUCGUCUCGUUCCGCGAUGGUAAGUAACUCCCUCACAGCUGCUUAGCUCUUGCUUUUUUUUUUACUGCAAAGUGUGCUAUGGGUAAUCGAUCAGUGGUGUACUAACUUCAUUUUCUGAGUGAUGGUGACUAAAUCCAGGGAUACACUGCAGAUAUAAAUGGCCAAAUGCAACGUUCGCCAUACUGUACAAUGAUUAUCUGACACUGGCCUCAAUUUAAUCAUUUUGGAUAAGCUUUUCAAAUGAUUUUAUAUUUAGAAUACUUUUUAUAAAAUAUUAAGAUAACAAAAAAAUAAUAUAGAAAAAUGUAUCCGUAUAUAAAAACAAAUCCAAUUAAAAAAAAAAAAAAAAUUAUAAAUAUUUAUCCAAAACUAUUAAAUCAAGGCCAUAGUAUGUAAUCCAGCUCUAUUCAAGCAUACAAGAAACGUCUGACCUGAUUGACCUGUGAUUGCCAACAAGGAUUUCGCCACCAAGUACUAAGUCGAAGGCGUCAAAUACUUAUUUAAUUCAUUGACAUGCAAAUCAAUUUAUAGCUUUUUUUUGACAUGCGUUUUUCUGGAUUUUUUUUUUGUUAUCCUGUCUCUCACUGUUAAAAUACACCUACCAUUACAAUUAUAGACUGAUCAUUUCUUUGUCAGUGAGCAAACAUUCAAAAUCAGCAGGGGAUCAAAUACUUGUUUUCCUCACUGUACAACAUGUUCUGUGUUUUUUUUUUUUUGUUGUUUUUUUUUUUUAAACUCUUUAUUUAAGUAUGUAUAAGAAUACAGAGAUAUAUCAAAAGGUCCAUCAGUUAAUAUAGCAUCACACAGCAGUAUUUCCUUUCUACAAAUUUUGAAAUCACAGUUUUUAAAGCAUUUUUAUUUAGUGCAUUAAAAAUAUAAAUAAAUUAAAUAAAUGAAAGAAAAAUACUUUUUAUUUAAAGAUUCUAAAUCUGAAACUCUUAGACAAAGAAAAUGUCUCCUGAUCAGGAAGAAGUUUGACUAGUCCGGAACCUUGCCCUCUGCUGUGUGGGUUUGGUUCUUGUAAUCACAACAGCCACAAAGACAGAAUAAAUCUAUCUCAAUACAGACAAUGCAAUAAAACCAAAUAUCAUUAUAAACCAUUUGAAGGACAAAAGCUGUACAGCAAAGACAAUGCCUAAAAUAAGAUUUCAAAUCCGCUGCAGGUUUUUAUAAAUGAAGGGUCUGAAAAUUAUAUAUACCAGAAGGUGGUUAUAAUACGGAGGGUCUGAAAAUGUUUAUUUGUCCAAAAAAUCUUGCAAAUUUGUCAGAGGAUAAAAAUUCCAACCAGAUAAACCAUCAUUGGUACCUACAACAUUUUAGCACAAAAUAUUGUGUCAUCAUUAAAUAAAAACGAUCUUUUAUUCUGUCUCUUUGCAUGUAGUACUUGGUACUAUUCUAUUAAUUUGGUUCUCCGACUAUGUGGAGAACAGGGUUCUAGAACAGUUUAACUCAUUAAUGGCUGGUGGUUCUAUUAAGUUGUCAGUGCUCACGGUUGUACUCGCCUUUAACUCGUAUACAGUUUUCUGUGUGCGUUUUUGGAACAAAGAACAUUCAUUACAUUUGAAAAUAGGGAAAUUUUAAAGACGAACAACUCUGUUCGGGCAGUGUAAUGAGAGUAUAGCAAGAGCUUUUAGAUUAUGAUUGUUGGUGUGUAAUUUACCCGUUUACAAAACAUUUUAUUAUUUCCUAGAGAUUUUAGUUCCACAACAGCCAACCACUACCUGUUGCCCGUUAUAUAUUUUCUUGUGGUUUUUCUGCAGGUUAUGACACUCAAGUAGGGGAACGAGGACUGAAGUUGAGUGGAGGAGAGAAGCAAAGAGUCGCUAUUGCUCGAACCAUCCUGAAAGGCCCGCAGAUUGUUCUACUGGAUGAGGUGAUGUAUCCAGUUUAUUGUGCAUAGAAUGUGCUUGUAAGAUAAUGCUUGGUAAAAUGAUAUUGUGUCUUGAUAAUAUUUGGUACCAGGUUCUCUGAUUGUGUUAAAUAGUUUUUAUUGGUAUCAUCACAAACCACAAUCUGCCUGCGCAGAGGAAGUAAGUAAUGCAAUCCUGAUGCGUAAGACCUCUCAGACAGGGUGGGAUUCAAUCAUUAGGAUCGCGAGGGCAACAGCUGAGCAGCCUCAGUAAAGCAAAGAUCAGCAUUAUAGAGUAUGAAGCAUGAGCAGAGAAGAGAGGAAGAUGAGAGAGAGAGAGAGAAAAAAAUGGGGGGAGGGGUGUAGAAUGUGUGAGACAGGGCUUGGAAGGGGGGCGUGUGGCAGUUGGAUCUAAUGGUGUGUUGUAAAAUCUGGGGGAAGCAGGUAAAGGGUCCUGUCCUGAGUGACAAUCUGUGGUCAGUUGCCCUUCCAUCCCUCAUGCCAGGCCCCUCAGUCCAGAUCAACCCCGGUGUAUGUGUCAGUUAAGAAUCUUGCAAAUUUGGCAGAGGAUAAAAAUUCCAACCAGAUAAACCAUCAUUGAGUGUACCUCUCCCUGUCCCGAACUGAUAAUGCCUUCAGGUCUUCGAAUCUUCUCACAUGCCCAACUCUUUGGUUCUGGUUCUCUGAAUGUGGUGAAAGGAAUGACAUAUAAUAUGGUUCGAUGUCAUUUUUCUGUAGAUCCACUGCUUGUCUUAGUGCCUCCCAGUUUAUAUGAGUACUUUAAGGCAUAGAACACAUCUUAAUGUUUCUUAAUGCCUCAUUGCCCACUGGUUCUCUGAAAUGGAUGGAAUAGCACAGAAUUUGGUUUGGUGUUAAAAUUUGGUAGAUCUCUGUAUUCACCAGUUUCCCAGAUUGUGAUUGAAGGAAGUAAUGGAACAAACUCUUAAUGGAUGGUGAUAUUCUUUAGUUUCCCUCCUUAUCUCCAUGCCCACCAAAUUCUGAGAUUGUGAUUUAGCAAAAGGAAACACAGAUUGUGAAUGGAUGGUGAUAUCCAGGUUGUCUUUCUAGGAUUUAAGGAAAUGACAGAAUGUUAAUGAAUAGCCCUAUUUUGUAGACCGAUUCCUUGUGUUGGUGCCAAGCUCACUAGUAAUAUUCUCAUUUCAAUUCUCUACAGGCCACUUCUGCUCUAGACACAGAAACCGAGCGCAAUAUACAAGCGUCUCUGGCCAGGGUCUGUACUAAUCGAACUACAGUUGUGGUGGCACAUCGGUAAGUUUAUUUAAAUCUAGAAUUUGGAAAUCUCCUCCUAACUUGUCUUAAACUUUCUCAGAGUUCAGGAUAAAAAAUAAAGAUCUCUAAAUAGAAUUGAUACAUUACAUUAAAUCACAACUAUUUAUUCUCAAAUUGCAAUGCUCUGUUUGUAUUGUGAUUUGUUGCACAGUGCAGAUAACAUAGAUACAAGAUAGCAGGAAAUGUAUAGCAAUAAAGCGAUCUAAAAAUCUUUUUAUUUAUUUUAAUACAUCAUUUGCAACAAAAUGACUGAACAAUACUUACAUCACUUUGUGUUUGGGCACAUCUAUCACACAGUUCCACAAUUUCUGACCGUAGUCAUUUAAUAGAGGAACACAGAUACUAUUCGUGUCACAUUUGCAAAACGUGUCUCACUAAAACCAAAUUCUAUACAAUCUCUGUAUGUGAAUAUUGCAUUCCCGGGUAUUUAAAGAGGAUCUGACAUUUAUGCAUUCACUCAGCCCAGUAAACACUAAAGCUUACUCUAACACUUACAUUUCUUUAAUAAUGCAGGGUGUGCACGUGUGAGUUCCCACACUGCAUCAUGGGAAACCAGUAAUUUGCAUUAGAUGCUAGACUGUUCAUUGGCAGCCUUGCUAGACUGUUCAUUGGCAGCCUUGUGAGUUUUAGUCCUCUUUUAUGCCAUGCAAAACUCUCCAAUGAGUCGCUUUUUAAAAAUUUAUAUGUUGCUGAUCACCAGAGUAGAAGGAAAAAUUUAUUUUACAACCUACAUAAUUACAUUUUUCUUUUUUUCCAGACUCUCAACCGUGAUAAACGCUGAUCAAAUCUUGGUUCUUAAAGACGGGCAGAUCAUGGAGAGAGGAAGGUAAAUACAUUCUUGUUUGAUUAAUUAAAUGCUAUUACACACUGUCUGAUUGGAAGUCACUGUAUGAUGGGCUGGAGAGGGGUGAUGGAGGGGUGGGGGGGGGGGAGGUUAGUAGAUACCUCUGUUUCAACUUCUAAAUCUAAAAUGUUUGGAGGAUCUGCUCAGGGCAUCCCAUGUUUAUUUAUGGACUUGUCUUCUAGGCACGACGAACUUAUAGCUAAAGGGGGCAUAUAUGCUGGCAUGUGGCAGAAGCAACAGAGUGGCACCGAGGAGUCUUCCGAUUCAGAUACUGAACGAAAAGACAGGAGUUCCGAAAAACUACAACCUCCAAAACCAGCACUGAGGAAGGGACACUAA
Molecule: messenger RNA, 31098 nt
Organism: Pelobates cultripes (western spadefoot toad)
Lineage: Eukaryota; Metazoa; Chordata; Amphibia; Anura; Pelobatidae
Source: the annotation of a GenBank genome assembly